Messenger RNA from Podarcis muralis (Common wall lizard), 2979 nucleotides. Lineage: Eukaryota; Metazoa; Chordata; Lepidosauria; Squamata; Lacertidae. The record is from RefSeq and is a predicted model, not a curated record.
GAGGAGGAGGGAGGCGUGGUGUAGGAGGAGGAGGUAGAAAGGGGACGGGGUCCCAGCUGAGAGGGCGGACAAGCAGGCAGGCAGGCAGGCGGAAGGGCGAGAAGGAGAGGAUCUGUCUGAGGCAGAGGCGCCCGCCAGAGCGAGCCGGAGUCCUCUGAGGGAAGGAGGGAGCCUCCGUCCGCCUGGCCUCGGUUGAACCCCUCAGCGGCAGCAGGAGGAGGAGGCUCCAACAAGGCCGGUGCACUGGGCUGGGCUUCUCCUUGGUGGGGCGGUGGCCGGCCCUCCUCCUCCUCCUCCUCCCUGCCGCCCCGUUGCCCUCUCGGCCCUCCUCCUCCUACUCUCUGGGCUGCCGCCGCUGCUGCUGAGGGGAUUUGGGCGCCGGGGAAUUCCUCGCCCUGUCGCCGCCGCCGCUACAUUUUGGGGUCCAAAGGGGAGCUGGAAGAAAAGAGCCUCAAGGCCGCGCGACCACCACCACCUUCCUCCUCCUCCUCCUCCUCCUUGUCGUCGACAUGUCGGGCCAGUCGAUCACGGACCGGAUCACGGCGGCGCAGCACAGUGUCACCGGCUCGGCUGUCGCCAAAGCCGUCUGCAAGGCCACGACCCACGAAGUCAUGGGCCCCAAGAAGAAGCACCUCGACUAUCUUAUUCAGUGCACAAAUGAGAUGAAUGUGAAUAUUCCACAGCUGGCAGACACACUUUUUGAGAGGACAGCAAACAGUAGCUGGGUAGUAGUGUUCAAAGCUCUAAUUACAACACACCACCUCAUGAUGUAUGGAAAUGAGCGUUUUAUCCAAUACUUGGCAUCUCGAAAUACCCUGUUUAAUCUCAACAACUAUCUGGAUAAAAGUGCCAUGCAGGGCUAUGAUAUGUCUACUUUCAUCAGACGAUACAGCAGAUACUUGAAUGAAAAAGCACUUUCUUACAGACUUGUAGCAGUUGAUUUCACCAAAAUGAAAAGAGGGAUUGAUGGUGUGAUGAGAACAAUGAAUACUGAAAAACUUCUGAAAACACUCCCAAUUAUUCAGAAUCAACUAGAUGCACUUCUCGAUUUUGAUGCAAACCCAAAUGAACUAACGAAUGGUGUAAUAAAUGCUGCUUUCAUGCUCCUCUUUAAAGAUUCCAUUAGACUUUUUGCAGCCUAUAAUGAGGGGAUCAUUAACUUGUUAGAAAAGUAUUUUGAUAUGAAGAAGAACCAGUGCAAAGAAGGUCUGGAUAUUUACAAAAAAUUCUUAGCCAGAAUGACCAAAUUGUCAGAAUUCCUCAAAGUGGCAGAGCAAGUUGGAAUUGAUCAGGGUGACAUUCCAGAUCUUACUCAGGCUCCCAGCAGUCUUCUUGAAGCUUUGGAGCAGCAUCUGGCUUCACUGGAAGGGAAGAAGACAAAGGAGGUUUCAGCUGCUAGCAGAGCAAGCACCCUAUCCAGUGCAGUUUCUACACUUGCCAACACAGGAAUGUCCUUCACUAAAAUGGACGAAAGAGAGAAACAGCAGGCAUUGGAGGAGGAGCAAGCUAGACUUCAAGCACUGAAGGAACAGCGAUUGAGAGAGAUUUCUGUGGUGUCAAAUUCAACUUCUACAUCUGCCUCUCCAAGCACUUUAUCAGGGAAGAGUGUAAACACCAAUGCUGCAGCUGUUGACCUAUUUGCAACACCUGCUCCAACCACCAAUAGCAUGCCCAACCUUUCUACUGAUCUCUUUGAUCUCCAACCUGCAUUUGUUCCAACGGUACAGAGUACUCCAGCCAUAGCAACAUCAGCAGGCAGUGCCUGGGGAGGUAAGUUUACUGCUGUGGUUAAACAAAACAUUUACAGUCCUUGGAAUUAAUUGUCUUUACCCUUUCAGAUUGUCAUACAUUCCUGAAUGCACAGCUAAUCUUAUGUUGUCAUGUAAUCCAGUUGCCUUUAUUAAUAGCUGUGGCAGAGAAACAUGUAAUUGAUAACAGCAGCUAUUAUUGUACCCCAAAAUUAUUGCUGUUUUUCUUCCUAGUUUUAUUAGAUACAUAAACAUCUGCAAAUUUUGUCUGCUGAGGGUACGUUACAUAGGGUGUAACACAGGCCUUGUUAGAAUAAAGUUUUAAAGUCAAACACAAAAAAAAGCAGCUAGUCCCUGGCGGAGCCCCCCGAGGCCUAGGGCAGGUGCACCCCCUGCCCCCCCCCCCCGCUGCCACAUGGCCCUGGUGUAACAUCUCUGCAUCUCCUGGUGUGUGUUCUGAACUGUUAGGUCAUUGUGAACCAGUUUUCCAUAGUAAAUGAAACAUGUAACAGGAGCGGAGAACAUAACAGAAUGUUUGUGGUUUGUGGGUAUUUGUAACUGUCCCAUUUUGCAUUUCUGAGUUCUACAUCCAAAUGCUUAGCUGCUAUCAGAACAACUUGAAGUAGGAAGUUUGGUCUACACGGAGUUGCCUCUGCUCAUAAUUAUAACUUGAAUGUUUUCCUCUCAUUAGGAUUCUAGUUAGUGAUGGAAUUAAAUAAGGCUGCUAUAUAGAACAGAUAUGUACAAGAGUAAAAAUAGUUAUGUCCUCAAUACAUAGAAAAUUCGGCUAUAGUACAGAUACAGUCCAAACUGGUUGUUUAGAUGCUGCUUCCCAGCUUCAACUAUAGGCACAGUAAGAUCAUGUCACAAACUCGUACUUACAGAUAUCUCUUGUGCAUCAUACACUUCUGAGUCAGAGGUUUGGGGAAGGAAAAUGUAGUGCCAGAAAAUCCUACAGGUCACUCUACUUAUGAGAAAAGUUAACAAGUGGAUAGCUUAACCACCUGCCCCCAGAAGUUAGAAAUAUGUCUACCAGGAAACAGUGGCUAGCAUUCCAGUGCAGAGCAAGCAAAGGUUCAGAUGUAAUGCAGAGACAGGUUAUGAGAAUUCCAUCUCUACUUUAUACCUAAAGCAGACUUAGAUUGACAGCCAAGGAUGAAUCUGUGUUGGUAGAAUGCAAGGUGUAUUUUGUGAGCAAGUCAGUGAGGCUCAAGGAGAAAUAGCAACUGCU